Molecule: messenger RNA, 1291 nt
Organism: Ipomoea triloba (trilobed morning glory)
Lineage: Eukaryota; Viridiplantae; Streptophyta; Magnoliopsida; Solanales; Convolvulaceae
Exons: 5
Coding region: 201-1022 (273 amino acids)
Source: RefSeq, a predicted model, not a curated record
UAAAUUUUUAUUCUCUUUGGUAGGCUAAGCCGUGCAAAAGUCUGUGGGUGGCUGGGAUAGGCCAGUCUGUUUCUAAAGAAGAAUUAGAGGAACAUUUUAAGAAAUUUGGCAAAAUCCUAGAAUUCAAAUUCAUAAAGGAUCGGAACACAGCUUAUAUUGACUAUGCUCGUUUGGAAGAUGCUACAGAAGCACUUAAAACUAUGAAUGGGAAGCAGAUCAGUGGAGAACAGAUUCGUGUGGAUUAUCUCAGGUCACAUCCUGCAAGAAGGGAGCAAGGUCUUGACUUUGCAAGGGAGGGACAAUUUCCUUAUAGGAAUACUUUGCAUACACAAGAUUAUGUGACAGCUUACUCUGAGCCUACACAUGCAGGGUCCAAAAGGCCACACGCCAUGAAGAACAGUUUCUUAACAGUGUUGCAAAACAUUAAGGGUACUGAGGACUUGGCAAUCAAGAAGCACGACCUUGCCAUGAAGCGCCUAAAAGAUAGGCACAACCACCUGCUGCAGAAGAAAAUGGAGAAGAGUUGUGCAUCAAUUACUGAUGCAUUGACUUUGCUUACUGAAGCCAGCGCCGCUGUGAAAUUGCUUCAUACGGAUUUGAAUAUGAUUGCUGAAGAAACCAAAUCAGCAUUGAAUUUGCUCUGUGCUUUGCUACCUCCGGUGGAUUCUGGGUUGAACUUGUCGGCUGACCCUAGUGUUCCUCUUGCUGACUCUGAAUCCAAGAUGAAAUCUAACGAGUCUUCUUCUGACCCUUCUCCUGACCCUGCCCCUGCCCCUGCCCCUGCUGCGAAGAAUGAGAAGACCCACCCUCCCACCAAUGCUGAGGAGGAGCUCCGACCUUCGCUAAAUUCCUUAAUGAACAAGCAUAAUGACGCUGUCAAACUUCUUGAUAAUAUGUCUGAGAUGGACCAGACACAGGAUAAAAGGGCUGAAAAGAUAUCAGCAGUUAUAGAGAGAAUUUCCACACUUAUAUGGAGCUUGAUCGAGGUGCAGGAAAGCCUUGAAUACGGACUACUUGACUGAAAGUUUUGCCGGCCAAACAAAUUUUAGCUUUCUGAGUGUUUGUAUAAGUCAUGACUUUGUACAUGUUCUUGUUUACGAAUUUGGAGGAAUUCUUAAAGAAUAAGGUUCUGUGGCAUCGGUCUUUGUUUUACCUGAGAGUAACUGUAUAUUACAUUGCUACAGUUGCAGAAGUUUUGCUUUGGAGAGAUGAGAAGAUUACAUUCGCUCAUUUUCUGCUAUGGUUUUUGAUAUAUUACUGGUUUUUCCUGUAUGGAAGAACUUUUGUUUCA